AUGGUGGAUGUGGAGCGGCAGCGCAUGUUCUUCUCACUGCAAAUCGUGCUUUUGCUCUGCCAACCAGGCGUUGCAGCCGUCUCGACGUCCCGUCCCCGCUCGCUGCUCAUCAUUGUCAACCCCGUGAGCGGUGCGGGCAGGGCGCCGGCGCUGGCGCACGCUGUACUGCUGCCCGUACUGCGGGCGGCCGGCGUCGCCUGCACCGUGCGAGCUACGCGGUGCCGCAACCACACGGUGGCCUUGCUGCGCGCGCUGUCCCCGGCACAGCUGGCCGCCUACGACGGCAUUGUGGCGGUAGGCGGCGACGGCGCCUUCCAUGAGCUGGUCAAUGCGCUGUUCUCGGAGCACCGUGCUUCGCUGCGCGCGCUGCGCCUGGCGCAUGUCCCCGCCGGCUCCACCGACGCCGUGGCCUGCUCGCUGCACGGCUGCCGCAGCGCGUUUGGCGCGGCGGCGCGAGUCGCGCUCGGCGACGACGGCCUCUUGGAUGUGCUGCGCGUUGACCUCGGCCCCGGCCGCGCGCCCGUCCACGCCUGCUGCAUCGCAGCGGCCGGGUUCAUGGGCGAGGUCUGCGCGCGCGCGGAGGCCUGGCGCGCGCUGGGUCCGUUGCGCUACGACCUGCUGGGCGCGGCGGCGCUGCUGACAGGGCGAGGCGUGCGCGCCCGCCCAGGCACCCCGCCGACGAAAUGGGAGUCGCGGGAAGGGCGCUGGCGCAGCGUGAAGCUGAUCGUGACGCCGUGCCGCAGCGACAAGACGCCGUGCGGCAUGGCGCGCGCCGGGCACCUAGCCGACGGGCGGGUCAAGGUGGUGCUGGUGCCCAACCUGGGCGCGCUGGGCAUGCUGCGCGUACUGGCGCACAUGGCGGCGCGCGGCCUGGCGGCGGGGGACCUGCCGGGCGUGGAGGUGCUGGACGUGCGGGCGGUGAGGGUGGAGGGCGGCCGCGGCGCGAACCUGGACUGGAACCUGGACGGCGAGGCGACGCCCGCCGCUUUGCUGCGGGCCCACGUGAUCAGGGGGGGGCUGCGCGUGUUUGCCAGGGGGGUGGAGACGGGGCGGUGA
Messenger RNA from Auxenochlorella protothecoides, 1056 nucleotides. RefSeq names its product Ceramide kinase. The record is from RefSeq and is a predicted model, not a curated record. The transcript is spliced from 3 exons. Gene Ontology annotation, molecular function: kinase activity. Bases 1 to 1056 code for a protein of 351 amino acids. Lineage: Eukaryota; Viridiplantae; Chlorophyta; Trebouxiophyceae; Chlorellales; Chlorellaceae.